Messenger RNA from Polypterus senegalus (gray bichir), 5222 nucleotides. It is a transcript of the gene adprhl1, whose product is annotated as ADP-ribosylhydrolase like 1. The transcript has 8 exons. The record is from RefSeq and is a predicted model, not a curated record. Gene Ontology annotation, biological process: protein de-ADP-ribosylation. The coding region runs from base 258 to 3335 and encodes 1025 amino acids. Gene Ontology annotation, molecular function: magnesium ion binding; ADP-ribosylarginine-[protein] hydrolase activity. Lineage: Eukaryota; Metazoa; Chordata; Cladistia; Polypteriformes; Polypteridae.
CCUUCACAGCUGAGUGCCAAGAGACGAUAGCCCACCAUCUGACUGUUUCAUAGCCACAAAGGGCUGGGGAUUUCCUUUUUAGGAGGCACCUCAUGUAGUUACAUACAAUGCCAAAUGCUGAUAAAGCCCACUUGAGUCAGGGAAUAACCAGAAGAGUGCAGUGCUGUGACUUUCUGCCAGCAAAAGAAGAGGAGCUGACUGAAUUGAGUGUUUAAAGGGUGAGGCAGGUAGGCACCUCAGCAUACACUGUGCAAGACAUGGAGAACUUCCAGGCGGCAAUGCUUCUGGGAGGAGUUGGCGAUGCCCUGGGUUACAGAAAAGCCAAGUGGGAGAACUGUAUUUCGGGGGCACGCAUCCAAGAGGAGCUGAAGUCCUUGGGGGGUCUUGACAAUUUGGUUUUGGAUGCUGAUAACUGGCCCGUCAGCGAUGGAACAAUCAUGCACAUGGCCACUGCUGAAGCACUUAUUACAGAUUAUUGGUCCAUUGAAGAUCUCUACAGGGAGUUAGUACGAGUUUACCUUGAUGCUGUUGUGAAAAUCCAGGGGCGACAGCCUGAUCCUGCCACCUUGGAGGGCUGCUCCCAGUUAAAGCCGGACAACUAUUUACUGGCCUGGCACACUCCAUUCAAUGAAAGAGGGUCAGGAUUUGGUGCAUCCACAAAGGCAAUGUGUAUAGGAAUGCGCUACUGGCAGCCAGACAGGCUGGAGACCCUGGUGGAAGUAAGCACUGAAGCGGGAAGAAUGACGCACAACCAUCCUACUGGUUUUCUAGGCUCUCUGUGCACAGCUCUGUUUGCUUCCUAUGCACUGCAGGGCAAGCCACUCGUCGAGUGGGGGCGUGAGAUGAUGAAGGUUGUCCCAGUAGCUGAAGAUUAUUGCCGAAAGACAAUCCGUCAUAUGGCGGAAUAUCAGGAACAUUGGUUUUAUUUUGAAGCAAAAUGGCAAUUUUACCUAGAAGAAAGAGGAAUUGCAGAAGAUGGCCAAAAUAAACCCAUUUUUCCCGAUUGUUUUGAUCCUGAAGAAAGGGAUAAAGUGUAUAAGAGAUGGAGCUCUGAAGGCAGAGGAGGCCGGAGAGGUCAUGAUGCUCCUAUGAUUGCAUAUGAUGCCCUUCUGGCAGCUGGCGGUAACUGGAGAGAAGUCUGUAACAGGGCGAUGUUUCAUGGAGGUGAAAAUGCAGCUACAGGAUCAAUUGCCGGCUGUCUCUAUGGACUGCUUUAUGGACUAAAACAAGUGCCUGCAAACUUGUACCAGAAACUUGAAAACCGGGAAAGACUGGAACUCCUCGGGGAGCGUCUCUUCAAAGGAUCCAGUACUGACAAAGACCACAUGGAAUGUAUUCAGGCCUAUGAUUUGGGACAGGAUUUUUCAGCAAUAAAGCGGAUGGCCUACAACCGGUUAACCAAUCCAGGAGUUGCUGAAGUCCUCAAAAGCCUUCUUCUCUAUUUAACUGAACGGCUGGGCUGCAGCUCAGUAGACAAAAUGGGGCCAGCACCCAUAGCAGGUAGCAAGGAGCAUGGCAGCAGACCUCACAAACCAAAGAAAGACUUUGCCAAGCACCCCACCACCUUUCAGCUUCUACAGGCAAGAUUUAUGAGAGAGAAUCGAGAAACUGCCAAGAAAAAAACACGAGAAGUUGGGUCAUUGCUCUUGAGGGAGAACCGGGGUCCAGCUCUCGGAUUGUGUGUGACUGAAUCCCUCAAAGCAAAAGGACGAGUGAAUAUCGAAUGGCAAGUUCGAAAAAAAGAGAACAUCAACACAGUCAGCACUAAUUGGAAAAAAAAUGUUACCUGUCAAAAAGGCACCGUUCAGAAAAUUCUCAUGACGUUUGCAGCUGCAGAAGAGAAUGCCGACAAGAAUUUGAGAAAACAGAAAAUAUCAGCAUCCAACACUAAAAUAGGCGGCAAAAACACAUUUUUGGACAAAAUAAUUGAAAGGUUUGAAACACUGAGCACUUUGCACACUGUCACUUAUACGGCUGCAUCUCUGAAACAGAAGAAAACAGAAGGGAGAGAUGUACAAGUUUUGAAACGAGCAACCAUUGAGCUGCACCUCUUCGAAGCUACAGAAAUAUGGAGUCACCCUUUACACCACAACACGGCAGCCUCUGUGGAAUUAAUGCACAGUGUGAGCUUGGCAGUGACAACUGAGUGUCCCGCGGGAUGGAGCAGGGUUGAUGGGACUCACAAGCAGUCAUGGAUAGUGAAUACAGCCACAGAGAAGAGAUCCUGGUAUGCUGCUGCCGUAGGUGCCUUUGAAUCCGAUGAGGUCAUACAGUUUAAAUCCGCACUUUUGGAAAGAGAAGACAGGAAUAGCCCAGAAAUCACAAAGAGCGGAAUGCCCAGGCUCAUGACUAAUCAUCUCAACAAUGCCUGCCUUAAAAUAGAAUCAAACAAAGAAGAAGCAGAACUUCUUUCUAAUCUCAAUAGCUCUUCACAUCCAGCUGACAUCAAAGCCUUCUCUGAGGCCAUUCCUCUGUUAUCUGCCUUUUAUGAGCUCUCCCUUCUGGGGCCCCAAGAAAAAAUCCAUCAGUCCUCCGACUGGAAAGGUGUUAACCCAUCCAGGAGCCCAGCAGUUGGCCAAUUUAAAUCCCCAGCACAGGAUAUGCAUGGAUUCAAGAAUUUUGAGGGACCGACCCUACUGGAUGGAGAUUCUGGAUUAGUACAAAGCCAUGUGGAAAAAUCUUUACAAAAAGCCUUCACAAUUCACUUGCCACAGAUUGAAAUCGAGGAAAGCAGUAACCACUGUCAUCCAGAAGAAAAUCAAGCAACUCCUGCUUUGGAACCUGAUAACAAAGAUAUAUUGUGGCUUUCAGAUGUAACAGUUCACGAACUGCAACUUUUAGUUGCAACACCAGUGCCCAAGAAUCACAGUAUCAGCACUCAAAAUCAACUCCAACUGGGAACAGAGACAGAUAUAAACCAGGAUGAGUCCAACAAAACUUGCAAGGAGCUUAAAAAUAAGCAAAUCACGUGUGAAUGGAUAACUGGGGAAACUGAAAGCCCUGCCAAAAACCAGGAGGAGAAAGAAAUACCACAGGAGUUAGCUGGGUGUGGAAUCAGUGAGUCUUAUCAGGGGGAUCUAGUAAGCAUAUGGGAUGGCUACAAGUCAUCGUCCUAUAGUACCAUGCCAAGUGAUAAAGGGUGUGAAUUAAACAGACAACAUGUGAGUGCACCUAACAUUAGCACAAAGAGAAAUGCUCAACAAGCAGAAGAAAAUAUUAACAAUGGAGAGAGUGCGUUCAAAUAUAAAGCAGAAAGUUACAGUGAUGCCACAGUGUCCUCACAAAAGUCAUUCAAGCCAAAAAUUAUUAGGAUAACUGACACAUUUUCAUUUUGAUCUGUCUCAAAGUAAAUUUAUGAUUUAAUAUAAACUUUUAUGCUUUAGUAAUAAAUAACCUUCAGCAUCUCUAGACGUUCAUUUCAGUUAGAUCUUUUAACGUUCGGCAACUCAGUUCAAACAAUGGGGGUGUUGAAGUUCUGGCUGGUUUACAAUAAUCAGAGUUAGACUUUGCCUCCAAAAUCCAGUCUCAGGCUUCAAAUGAAGUCUUAAAAUUAAAAAAAAGCAUAACCCCAAUUCUAAAAAAGCAGGUUUUGUGCUCUGCACAGGCCUCAUAAAGAAGUAAAAAGUUAAGAAGUCUGCAAGAAUUCACAGGGAGGGAGGAAACUGUAAAACCUCUGGCCGAGAAUAACCAAAAUAAUGUUCCUUUUAUAUUUGAGAAUAUUUAUUUGCAAAAAAGAUUCCACAAAAACAAAAGCACAGCCAAAAUAACAUCAAAAACAUUUGCUUCAUAAGGCAAACUAAACAAUACUAAUCAAUAAUCCAAAAGCAUAAUUAAAAAACAACAAAAGAAUAGAAAAUCUAACUAGUACUUAAAAGUAAUCUGCAAAAGCCCACAACAAUGAUGAACCCAAGCCAUGCUGUGUUUUGUAGCUUGACCCCUUCUGCAGUCAACAUAAAGACAUACAAUGUAAGGACAUAAAUAAUAUAAUGCAAUAAUGCAAAAUAAUCAAAUAGCAAAGCAAAUCUCAUUCAGAACAAAGAAAAGAGAGAAAAAACACAAACAAGUCUUACCAAAUAAUAUUUAAAAAACAAACAAAAGAACACAUAAAAAGUAAAAAAACAGUUAAGCUGAAGAGUCUCCGGCCACACCAUAAGUGUCUGAACAUUAUUAUAACUGGUCAAAACGGACCAGAAGAUAAUAAGCACAGACUUAAGUAGGCAAGGGCAAGGCAAGGGCUCAAAACCGAGAAGUCAGAUAUACCAGGCAACCUGGAAUCAAAAUGGCAAAAAUUAAAAGUCCAAACGCAAAAAGAAUGUUGAUUACUAAAAACAAAAUCUAAUGCUAAGGCCAACUUAGAAGUAAAUAUAACUACACUCGGAAGUUUUUCAAGACAUUGUGUAUCCACCGUGGGAUGAUGCCUAAUGAAACCGCCACCAUACUUACAGCCUCACUUCUGAGAUGUCAUCAGCACGAUGAUCAUGGCCAUUUGAAACAUCCAAAAAGUGCCUCGGAAACCACGAAAAACAACGCAGGAACAAAAUUUAACAAAAUGAAUGAAAACUUUGUUAAAAUAAAUCAAGUUUUAAAGUAAAAGAUAAUUCCUGACCAAAAAAAAGAGGGCCACAGUAACAGCAGAUUUGCAUUAUGGCCUACCAUUUAUUUAAAGACUAUUUUGUGCAUCUUAUUGAAGUCAUUGUUUAUUUACAUUUCUUCCUCCUCAUUUUCUAAUUCUAGACUAAGUAUUCUGAAUGACCUCACAUUUUGGACUUUUACUGUUUAUGGCUUUUAGUAAAUAUAAGUUAUUUUCAAGAAUGUUCUUCACAUAAGUACAUUCUACCUUUUUAAAUUUGGAUAUUACCAUCAUAUUGUUAAUUUUAUUUAUUAUAUUUUAUACUGUUGUUUUGUGUUUGUUGCCAUUUUGUGUCAUGGUGGCUGCCAUUUUGUAAUUCUUGAUGCAUAAUAUUAUACACUCUAUAUAACAUGGCAGUGCCAUGCUUGAUUUUCUAGACCAAAAACAUUGAAACUUAGUGAAGAUUGUUCCUACAGCAUUUUCCAAGCCAGUUCAUGCAAAACUGAUAAUAGUUUUUGUUUUGUUUGUUAAGAAAUUUUUUUGUAAAGGAAAAAAUUUUUAACUUAAUUGCUUGAUGUUAAGAAAUGUUUAGUGGAACUAAAUAAAACUUAUGUGGUACCAAAAUUAAUUUCAGCCAAUGAGCUCUCUUAAA